Molecule: messenger RNA, 13660 nt
Organism: Megachile rotundata (alfalfa leafcutting bee)
Lineage: Eukaryota; Metazoa; Arthropoda; Insecta; Hymenoptera; Megachilidae
Product: nose resistant to fluoxetine protein 6
Molecular function (GO): acyltransferase activity, transferring groups other than amino-acyl groups
Source: RefSeq, a predicted model, not a curated record
GGAUUUCAUAAUUUAUGAAUAUGCGUUCUGAUUACACACGCAUGUUCCGCUUUUAUAGUAUAGAUACUUUAUCGAUUGGGACAACAUUGUAUUUCUUUUCUGUAAGUUCCGUUAGAUCUCGACUCUUUUAACUUCGCUUCUCGUUUUUAUUUAAUCUCCCACUCUGUGCCCUCUUUUCAUUUUUUUUUCUCCUUUCACUCCCUCUGACCAGUGAAAGUAUUCAUCGUUCGGAACAGAGACAAAAUGUAGUCCCUAGGAACGUGGUUCUUGCGUUUAUUAUUUAUAAGUGUCAAGAAUUCUUCCUGUAUCGAAUAACUGUCAAUAAUGUAUUAAAUAACAUUAAUUCUAUUAUUUAUAACGGUAUACAUUUUAAAUAUAAUAUUAUGUUUUAUAAGUAUUAUUAUUUUAUUCAUGUGUAGUAUCAUUGUUCUUCGACGUUCUCAUAGUGCCUUUACCGAGAAUAGUUCAUUGUUUUAAUUACUAGAAAGGCACGAAAUAACUCGAUGAAAAUUAUACAUACAUUCAAUAUUCUUACGUUUUAACAACUAUAUUAAGUAUUCAAGAGAAACAAUGAACUGUUCACUGCUUUACUUUCUGAAUAACAUCAGACACGCUAUAACUGAUUACGAAACAGAAAUAUUGUAUAAGAUACAUAGCAAAAAAUGUAGUAAGAUUUAUUUAUGUUCUAAACUCUUAAAAAGCAACCACAAGCACUUCCUCAACACAACUUUUCACUAUAUUAUUAAAGCGAAUUUUAUAAAUUUCAAAAGCAAUAUCCACGGAAUUUAUGAAUCGAAGGAAGAAUUUCAAGGAAGACUGGUCGAGCAAUUAAAAAGAAGUACACAUCUAAACGUACGUGUAAAAACAAAUUAUUUAAAAUUCUCGAUUCGUUUCCAAACUCGAGUCUAUCGAUACAAAUUAAAAUACGAAUAUUAUUAAGAUACUGUAAAAUAUUCUGUUCAAAGUCGUCGUUUGCUAUAAACCAUCAGGCUCGGACGUUAUGGGAUUCGUUUACCUUGGAUUAUAUUUACCAUACAGGCCAUAAACGAGAUUUUAGAAAAACAUCUAAGCAGACGAGGAAUUUAGUAUCCAAAGGUAAUGAAUUUUGUAACGAAAGAUCGGUGGACGAUGAAACAUGGGAACCGUACGACAAGAAAGGUCAACCAUCGGACAAGGCUAACUUUGGACCUUCGUUCGAACCUGAACAUGUUUUACUUUCGACUACAUCAAUGGACAAGUUGUCUCCUUUGCAGAGGAAAAACAAAUUCAGUUUAUUUUUACAAGUUUCACUCCAGUUUCGCUGAGAUUAUUACAAGGAAUCGUAUCACGAUGAUUUCAGAAUGAGUUUGCAGAUUUUUGUAUGAACACGUUCAAUGAAAGUAAAAGGCAAUUGUGAUGUGAUGUAAUUUAAAAGUGACUCGACAUUUUUUACUUUAGAAAUUUCGAGAUUUUUAGGAUAUGGAAUAUGAAGCUUUCUUUCUUAUAUUCUUCGGUUUACGUCAAUGCCAGGGAGAACCUGUAGGGAGUUUAGGGAGAGCCCAGUAAAAGUCAAUGAACAGCCUCAGUAUUGAAAUAACGGUAAACCGUGUACACAGAAUAAAAAGAGUGUUGAAAUUGAAUUAAUAAUUCAAGAAUUGAAAAAGGAAAAGAACAUAAACUAGACUUUGAACUCGACAAUCUAUUCUGAUUAUUAUUCAAACUUCAGCAGCAGACUAAUUACCAUGACGAAAGAUAUUCAUCUUGGUUUGAACUUCAUAACACGUGGUGCGUGGCAAUACCAAAAAUAGUUAUCGAUUUCUUUCUAAUACUUUCACUGUUGAAUUCAUUGAUCGAAACCUGUGCAGAUAUUUCGCUUUUAUUGAACGUCCGAAAUCGAUCAAAUUAAUAAAAUUUGUUCAUUGAUUCGGUAAAAAUAACCGUGGCUAAUAUAAAAUCUGAUAAUAUCGAUUAUGAAGGUUAUUUUAAUCUAAUGCUUAUGUUUGCUGUUUUGCAUUACUGGCGUAAUUUUAUCGGUGUAAUUUCCUUCGUUUGUGUUUUAAUUUAUAGCGACCUUUGUGGCAACCGAUAUGUUUUUGCUAUAUCGUUCCUUGGACAACGAUUACAAAUCUAACAGAAAAGCUUGGGAAAUAAAUAAUUGUCUCUUUUUAUCGUUUGUUUUGAUGUUCUGUCAUUGGCGUAACUAGAUAAAGAUCAAAUUCCUAAAAAGGAAAUGGACAGCUACGCCAAUUCCAUAGCGUAACAUGAUCGUUGCGAUGAAGAUUUUUCGUUUUCGACUAAAUUAAACUCACAGCUACGAUUCGUACAGUCAACGCGUUAAUAAAUAUCCUAAAUAUAUGCUACGUUGCAAAGUAAGUUAUUCAAUUUGCCACGCGGCUCGAACACGAUUUAACGAUUCUUCUGUUGUAGCUCGCUUUAAUUGCUACUUUCUCGAUGAAUGCGUAGUUGCAGACGCUUGCAACGAUCGAUUGCAACUACUAGAAAUUUCGUCGUAAUGUUUCGACAUCGAUGACAGACCACUGUAAUAAUGAUAAUACUAAAAAUAAGGAAAAUGAAAUUGAAUUUCAGCUCGACUGAGCAGCCAAUGACAACGUCCGACGAAAGUUCUACGCGGUAGAAAGAGAAACCACCAUCUUCUAAUUGUAUGAAAUUUCAUGGUGAAACUUCUGCCAUAGACUGUGUCAAUUUUGUACGAACUCAUGCAAAACAUUGUCGAAAGCUACGUGACAUCACUGCUGGCAAUUAGUUCGCUUUUGGUGAUCGAUUAAUUAUCGAUAGUUAAAAGCUUUAUUAUCUGUAUUGGUCAAAUCAAUAAUCAAACUUCUAUCUGUAAUAAAUGGACGUUCAUAACGUUUAAUUAUACUUAAAAAUAUUACAAAAUCAUACAAUCUCAAAGUCGGAUAGUACAAAGAAGAAAAGUGAAAAUUAUUUUCAUAUAAAAUAUUUUAAACAAAAAAAAAAAAACUAUCAGAAGAGAAACUAGUUACAAAGAUCAGUCGCUAUUCAAACAUUCUUGUUCAGCAGUAUAAAUCUCUGGUUUUAUGUAAGCUUUCUAAUUUUAAUACGCUAAAUCUGGCCUCCUUCCUUUCUUCCUUGCCCACCAGAAACAAUAACUCACUACGUUUAAGGAUCAAACUCGGUGUUUUAGAAUUUGAAAAUACGUAACUUUCCUAUCAUUACUCAUACUACAUGGGAAGUGCCAUUUUGGAUGAUCCAGAUCCAUCCGGGUCCCUUGCGAUGGAAAUUCCUGGAGAUCGUCUUUCGAAAUUUUUACCAACGUCAGUUCACCAGCUCGCAGCAUCCGGUAAUCAUUGUUAUGUUUCAAUCGACGAGCAUAGCAGUCUACCCUGAGUCUGGUAAGCGUUUAUCAUUCAUAGCAUGGCCAAGUUCCUAGACCGCGCUAAACGGAACAAAACCCGCAUGUUUGCCAAGCCACAGGAUGUUUAGCAAUUGACGUUGAAAAAAAUCCUCUCGAAAGAAACUGUGACGUAUCUUUGUUGGCUUUCUUCGUGCAGUUCGUCAACGGACACGAAAUUAUGCUAACUACGUACGGUUUGAACCAUGGUGCGCGUGUCGGGCCUAAGGUGUUCGUCCACUGGCGCUCACUUUUCAAUACGGGGAGGUUUCUCCCACCAUAUGCUCGUACUUUCAUUACUACCAAGAUAUUCAUCCGGAGGAGCCAUUUUUCCACCAUUACCAGCUUCGUCGUCCUAGCUGAUUCUUGGCCAUCGGACGAGAAGAAACCACCACGAGCAGAAGCCGCAGAGAGAGACACUCGGAAGGCUCGCAGACUGGUCGAAGCGGAUCGCGUUUGUUCUGCUCGGAAAUUAUGACAACGAGAACGAAACAGGUCCGUGUACAAAUACCCUGGAAGAACUCGGAGAUGCGACUGCAGAGAUUUACGUGACUGGAAGAAGCUGAUCAAGAUUUCGUUUCAUUUUUUUUUUUUCGAUUCGUGACAACCUCGAUCAGUGAAAGAUUUGUAUUCCGUUAGAAGUUUAAAGAGGGGCUACCUGUGAUUCGUAUUACUUUUUGACUGUGAUAUUUAAAUUGACAUCAGAGGACGAGUAGUCCAGAAGACUUCGCUCCGUGAAGAGUUCAAGAGUGCAUAAAAUAGAUCUAUUUUUGAUCAUGAUCAGUCGGGAUUGAUCGGAAUCUUUCGAUUUUUGCUCGAGCACGAUGAGUCGAUCGUGGUGUUUCGUUUUGUUGUGCCUCGCGAUUCACGGGGCUAAAUCGUCCUCGAACGUCUCGGAGAAUCCCGUCCAAGAACUUCUUCCGAGCCACCGAUCACGAACUUCGGCGGACAGUGUUGUCGACACGACUUUCAAUGAAAGCUGGACUACCUUGUCGGAGGUACUGGACAUUUUUAACGUACAUCAUCUUGCUAGUAACUGGACCGAAGGAAAAUAUCCUGUCGAUAAGCAAUGCGCCAAACACGUUACACGAUACAUCGAUGGACUGAGAAGAAACGAAGGAUGGGCACUGAAAGGUACGCCGAAAGUUUACGGUAUAAAUCAUGGUUUUAGUAGGAAGAAUUUCUGUAAAUAUUUAACGAUCGAUUAUUCGGGAGUAGCCUUAUGUAAACAUCAUUUUUUCUCUUCUUUGUACGUACACGUAAAUGUAACGGUACACUCGGAUGAAACGCAAGAUGAGGAUUCAUAUGUAAACUUGACAAUUUUUUAAUUACCAUUUCUUCGCACUGCCAAAUUUUUAAAUACCCCUAAAUUUUUAACUAACUCUUACAUUUCCGAAUCCUGAAAAUUCUUUCAAAAUCAGGAAGAAGAGUGUAAGAGUCUCCUCUUAUCUUAGGUUGCCAUCUUUUCCGUAGAAAAAUGAGAUUUUCACUUGACUGUACUUCUCAGUACAGAGUAAAAAUUUAUUUUGCAAAUAGAAAGUGUACGAGUCCGUUCGAAUUACUCGUGUUAGUUGAAUUGAAUAUGAAUAUAAGACAAAAAGUUUAAUCGUUAGUCCUUGAACAACGCGUUCACGUUAUACUUGAAGUAACGUCAUUAGUACAACCAGGAUUUUUAUCAGAGGGGCAUUUCCUUAGACUUAUUAACAGUAUUUGCCUACUUACGUAUCAUGGCGAGGAGGCCUUUGAAAAUUUAUCAUUCCAUUGAACAUUAUAAUCAACGAGUUAUUAUCAAAAUAAUAUUGCAACUUGAGUAACAUUGCUAAAGUCCAAUAAUGUUUAUAUCGUUUAACUUACAUAAUAACAUUUCUCCAAUUUGUCACUUUUACAUCUUCAAGCUGACCUUCAAGAAUGUUUCGAAAUUUCUAUAAAAAAUGUAAAAGAGUAGAAACCGGAGACGAGAUACAUUAACCGAAUCUCUUAAAAAUAAACGCUCAAGAAGAUGCAUAAAGAUCUGUUACUCAUUCAUAUUCAAUAUAUCUGUUUUGAUAGAUCAACAAAAAAUGAGUUGAAUCAAUUAAUUCACUUUCAUGAGGAAGGAAAUCGAGAGUUUGAUAGGUCACGAGUCGUUUUGCCAGAAAUGUCCUCGAAUAGACAUCUGCCAGCCAGCAGGCAGUUCCUCCUCCCGGUUUGCCUACUUUCAUCGUGAAAUUUCACUUUUCGCCACACGAAGAGCAACCAGCGACUUACACGAUCGCUCGAGCUCGCCUCAACGACGAAUCUCGCUUUCAAUGUUUCGCUUAUUUCCACCUCGGUCAAUGCCACUUUUCGCAACGUUCUUGUUCCACCUUUUUCUUGUUUAUGAAAGUCCUUUGCCGCUCUUUAUACCCGAGGUAACGAAAUAAUCAAACAAAGCGUUACGUUUUAAUUAGUCUCAUUAACAUCCGCGAUAAUAUCUAGACUGACGUGUCCGCUUAAUGCUUGGGAAACUUUGUCCUCCGAUUAUUGUUUCCAUGCCUUGCUUCAGGAUCGAUAGGCGUAGAAUGAGGAUAUUCAGAAAGUGAACAAUAAACCGGAAGCGUCGAUCUAGGUUAAGCACGAUCGAAAGUUAAACAGAGAAUGCUUGCCACCAUUAAUGGUCGUCGCUAUGAAAGUCAUUUGAAAUGUCAUAACGGUAAUGCUCCUAAUGUUUCCUACUGACGACGUACCUUUCACCUUUUCCCUCUGCAAUUAUACAAAGUUAAGCUUCCUACUAUUGCCGUAAAUAUGUGGAGACCAGGGUGGACCUACAUUUCAGACUAGGGCUCAUCCUGCGUAGCGCGAGUGUUGGAGAACGAAAGCUACAAAUUUCUAAAAUCUUAAAGUCAUGAAUGUUCACGUUCCUUAAUUCUCAAAUUCCUAAAUACCCAAAUUCCCGAACUUCUAACUUUCCGAAUCUCAAGUACCCAAAUUUGACAAUAUCCAAAUUCUAUAAUUUCCACAAAUCGCUUGAUGGUGUUAAUUUUUGGGCGGUGACAUUAAUAGAACUGGAGUACCUCGAAUAAAAAUUCUAGUUACGCCAAUGUUUCCUACGAUGAGCAGGGGUCUCCGCGAAAGGAGAAAGCGAAGAAAUUUUGUACCGUCGGGCUUUUCCUCUUGAAAAUUCUAACCGGAAACAAUAAACGUCGCACAAUAACAGGAACUUGUGAGAAGUUGUAAUGAGACUAACAUAGCCAACAACAGAAGUACGACAAACUUUCUACUCGAUUAUACCGUCCCAAGUUCAAAGCGAUUUUAGACGCAAAAUUCGGAUCAUAAAUUUUUAUGAUCUGCUUUUUCUCCUGAAAACGAUCGCUAUCGUGUCUGUUGCAUAAUUAAUUUCAAAAUAUACAUACAUUACCAUGCCAUGGAAGUUAUCCAUCCACGAUCUAAUUAAUCAUUCUCUCUUUUUUGUGUUCUCCAACGAGUUAUUCUCAACGUGCACGAUCUAAGGGACAACCUUGACAUACUUAACCCUUUCACCUGUAUCAACCUCGAUUUUCGAAAAUGAUUGUCAAAGAUGUCACAAAGAAAAUAUGUUCUAUUCUUAGAUGUUGCGUGAGUCUCGUAUAUCCAGUGACGUUCUUCACUUACAUAUUGCGAUAGAUGUAAAACGCAUUUAAUUCUAGGGAUAUUUUGCAUAAUUCUAUGUAAACGCUGGAAGCUUAUUCGCUUCAUUAAUUAUCAAAAGGAAUUUAUUUGUUAGUGCAACUAGGACAGUACUCUCACCGGAUAGUAUCUUAAUCUAGAUCUGUGGAUAUGAAAGAUGCGCCCGGAAGGUCGGCGAUUUACGGUACUUGGACUUUCGACGCUCUGUUCCCCGAGUGACUCAGUAACUUUCUUACGCUUCUCUUCUUUGCGCGUAUACGUAAUACAUACGUUUAUAAGUUAAAAUAGCAUUAAAAUUAAAGUAAAACUAAGAUGACAAUAACUCAUCUAAGUCGUAAACCAUAAGAUUUAUUUUAGGAACCUAUCUUGAACCGCAGAAAAAGUUUGCACCGAAUGAACUAUGAUCAAUAAGUUCGAUUUGCACGAACCUUCCUACGAUUCGCGCUAGGGUAACGUUAGAAAGUUUAAGGAAGACUUCUGCAAAGGAACAUGAGUCGAAGUAGAAACUGCGGCAAUUAUCGAAAUUACGUCACGCAGAAUAAAAAAAAACCGUCCGGAGAAAGGAUUACGUGGAAGCCGGGCUUGCAAACGCGCAACUUUCACGUAACCGGACUUUUCUUGAAUAAUAUGUGUUUCUUUUCGCUUCAUUUUAUUCUCUUUCUUUCGUUUUCAUAAACGUGAUGUAACGGUUAGUCUCGUUUACUUAGCAGCUUCCUAGUUUGUGAUCACGAUACAUUUAAUAUCUUUAUGGAACUCCGUUCCACAUACACAACGCCUACUAAAAUAUUCCAGGUUGUAUGCAACAGCCGCGUUUAGAUUACGUAUGUUAAUUACUAGCACCUGGUGCAGCUGUAACAUUCUUUCAUUCUAAACUCAACAUUUUUUAGCAAUUGAUUGUCAUGGCAAUUAUUAGAAAAUGGCACCCCAAAUUUUAUGUAAUACUUAUAUAUUAAAUGUCGGUGUUGAUAUCUUAUUCCCGCUUUUUCUAAUGAUAAAUCUACAAAUUUUUCUGAAAAUAACGACAUGGCAACGUAAAAAAAGGAGAUUACGAAUACCGCUUGUACGUGUUCUGGAAUAAAUUAGACGAGAAAAAAUGUUGAAUGAUUUUGCAUAAAUAACAGCAACAAUGCAAUCGUUUUUUCUUUCUUACCAGUAAAUCUGAAGAUUUUAAUCACAAUAUACCUGAUUCUCUUGACAUCGUUUACAUGAGAAAAGAGUUAAAAAAUUUUGUAAAGUAGAUUUUCAUACCAAUUAGCGUCGUGCGAUUUUCAGAAGGAAAACAAUGAUACCAAAUACAUAAUUUAUUAUUCAGAAUAUCCUUGAAUACCGUUCGCAUUAACAAAUAGAGCUUAUGCAGAAACGAUAGCGGGCUCUAACAUUUGUUAGACUUUAAUGUUUCGACCUGUUUGAUUAUAUAAGAUAAACAUAUUCAUUUAUGUACUUUCUACGUGCACCCACCUAAACAGGUUUCUCUCCUAGACAAACUUGCAAACGCAAAUAGAACUUGUCUAACCGACCGCAACGUUUAUUGUCCCGUUUGCCUUCUCGAAACUUUCUUAAAAUCGUUUGUCGUUUUAUCGAGACCAAAAGUUCGGUCGAAGUAAUUUUCGAUCGACACCACAUCGCUCAUUAAAAGAGUAGAAGAGUAGAAAGUGCCAGUGCCAGAGCGUACGAGUUGUGCAAUAGCUCAAAUACAUUCCGACCUGUUUGUUUCGUAUGCUAAGACACUCAAUUAAGUCGGAGGAAAACGAACGGUAAAUACCGGUGAAAAUACUGGAAAAAGAUAUUUAAUUCCGCUUUUGCAGUUUAGAAGAGUCGACAUCUUUUGUUCCUAAAUUUUCUUCCGCUCACGUACUAAAUUUGAAAGUUAUAUGUACAGAGAGAUACCACAAUAACUUGCUUAACACACCUCUGUUAAUCGCGAUAUCUCUGUUUGUACUUGAUUUAACAUCUUUUCGUAUUAGCGCGAUUCUCUUCUGCUUAUUUCCCGUUGCUCGAGGAAGGACCUGUUACUUUCAAAUUCAAGCUAAAUCAUAAAAGUUAUUCGAAUUGAAACGAAUAGUAAUUAUUGAAAGUGAAUUCCAAAAGCAUCUGGAUCAAGGUACGAUCAGUUUCACUUGCCAAAUCGACCGAGCAUUAUAAAGUGCAAGCAAACGCAACAAGACCGAUUAUGGGACACCUUUGAAAUGUACAAAUUUUCGCAACCAUUGGCGCGACACCGCCAAAGUAUGUAUUAGGCGUGACUCGUGCGUUUCACUUUCUGCACGUACGUACAUCGGAAAAGGUUGGACGCGUUAUAAUUUUAUUCCGAAGCUCGCGUAAUCGCUACCGUGAUGCAACUAAAGUGCAUCCUUUAUGUCGCCGUCUGCGUAGACUUUCGGCCAUGCCGUCUGGUCACGUUCGUGAACGCGAUUAAAAAAUGUCUCGAAGCAAUGCGUUGCUAAAUAAAAUCGCUUAAUUUGGUACGGAACGUUCUCGUAUGAACGCUGUCUAUUUAAGCAAGAAUGUUAUAUUUGUUUACGAAUCAGCGAAUCAUCCACGUGCUUGGAAUGGGUUUUUUCUUUUUUAAACUCAAGCACGUCCGCUCAGAGGCACAUUAAUAUUGCAACACGAUCAACUAUGUAAAGAAGAGCCUUUCUCUUUCCAAAUUACUUUCCCUGACCAGUCGUCCAGAACGUGAUAUCCGACACGUUUUGAUGGGUCUGGGAAAAGUAAUAAGUCAUAUUAUCACGGUCAGUGGUCGACAGUAAUUGAAGUCGUACUUUGCUGACUGCAGAUAAUUGGCAGUUUGAAACUGAUCGUAAAACUGGCCUCGAACUUACUUUACGAUUUAUGCCAAAUUUGCACUUAGACAUCAGGUUUCUUCGACCUGCAAUUUGUUAUUUAAAUUACAAUAGACAUCGUGUAUCAAAUUUUCGAGCAAUUCGAUUACAAUGAAAUUAUUUAUGAUCUUUGGCGCCGAUUUUACAGCAAGGAUCCAUCCAGUAAAUAGACGAUACACGGGUCAGUAAUUUCAAACUGAGUGGAAAAUACGGUAAGAAUUUUAACGAAGGAUUAAGAGAAUCGCGUGUGCCGCCGUAUACGAUUUCGUUCUUUCAACUAACACAAUUUCCAUUCUUUAGUUGGAAUGCACAAUGCAAUUUCGUUGUUGCAAUGGACAAAGAGCGGAUGCAGCGAACUGAGACUAAGUGUUUUUUUUCAGCAACACUUAUUGCAAUAGCCCUUGAACUUUGAGGAACAAACCUCGACCAUGAACAGUAAUGCUUUAAGCAACAGACCUUCUUGCAAACCGGUCGUUCUCCUUGCACUAUGCCAUUUCUUGUCCUUUUUACUUUGUAAAACCCUUUUUAAUCGCGUAAAUAUGUCUUGUCCAAUGCCAUGCCACUACAUGCGCGAUCACCUCGAAUAAAUAAAUUAUGAUCGCAGACUUUAACACUUGACGCUUUUAUAAAAGUUUACGAAAGAUAAAUCUGUGAAGCCUUUCGCUGAAAAUAGGCGACGAAUACUCUGUGAAAAGUUAUUGCUCGUCAAAAAGAAAAAAUCGAUUUGAAUUUAAAUACGAUCAACGGGGAAAUGAGGUGAAUCACGUGCGAACAUUGAACUUGACUUUGGCUGUUCAAUGGAUUUUAUUGUGCCAGAGAUCGUGGGCACGUUCGUAAAAUCCAUUGUUAUUCUAAUUUCUACGCGUGCACGCUUCUUUGCGAAUAGAAUCGAUAAUAAGAAUCCUAGUAGCACCGUGAUUAGGUAAUACGCCUAGAAGUUGGUGAACUGAACCAAAAUACAACAAUGUGGGGUCAAGAACUUUAGAAUCGAACGAAAGCACCCCUGUCUCUGUAUACUUAAAUCCCGGUGUCCUCUUCUGGAUUCUUACAUAAUUGAACUGAUAUAUUUUUAGAUCCUCAUAUUUUUAGAUUUCGUAAAUUCAGCACCCUUCUAAAUUACGCAGACUACAAGAACAACAGAUACCUGCAUACUGGAAAAUUGCUUAAUCGACAGGAAUGAAUUGCAAAAUAUUUUAGAAAGGAAAUCGUUAUCGAUCAGUGUGUUUCCGCAUAAAAGGACGACACCGUAAUUUAUCGUGUAACUGCAAAUUUAUCGUUGAUGUAACGAUUCCAUGACUAGGGUACGUAUUUUACUGCACAAAUAGGUGCAUACGGUCUGUGAACAUAGUCUGAGCGUUACCACGAUGACGAUUAGAUAAUAUUACUUUCUUCUCGAAUAGAAAGUGUUAUUAGAGAACUGCUGGAUUGUAGAUAGAUGUUGUAAUCCAUUGGUAAUGAAAAUUAUGUAUUAACAUCGACGUUUGCGAAUCACCGUUUCUAAUAUUCCGUUUACGACAUUCGCUGUUAGGUUACACAGAACGUAAUCUCUAUUACGUGACAAAUAUCGUAUGCGACAACCAUGACGCUUCAGUUUAUUGUAAAAGACAGAAACGAAUCGUAUGUAAACUUUCAGGAAGUAUCGUAUAUUCGAAUUCCCCGGCAAAAUUCCAAGUAGACAUUUAUGCGGCAGCUCGUACGGAUAUAAAAAUUCUUAAUCUUAUUCGAACAAGAAAUAACUCAUCGAGCGAAGGGAAAGCGUUUUGGCUGAUAAAGUGGGUCAUGGGUUAUAGCUAAGUCAUUCGACCGGUUUCCUAGAAUCUGAUCCGUUCCAAAACGAUUUUACCGAUUUUCAUUUGCAGUGGACGACGCUUCGGGUAGAUACACCAACGGUUUCUUCUGGGGAAACUCUUACUAUGUUGGUUCGUCGACCGAGUGCACUUACAUCAACGAAGACUAUGGCAGAAAGAUAUCGCACAGCCAUCGAGAUUCGGAGAUGGAAGAAGUGGAGGAAUUUAAUUCGGAACCGCGAAAAAGAAACGAUGGGCUCAGCGGAAAUAAUCUCUGGACCGAAAUUAAAUCGGACAAACCACCUUAUAAAUUAGGAUUUUAUAUGAUGACCAUUUCCGUGAACGCAUCUCUGUCUUCUAUGACAAGAACAAUCUACCUCGGAGUCUGUCUACCUUUUUCAUGCACCGCUUCCGACGUUUCCGUGAUAGCAAAAUUGGCCGCGAGCGAACUAGCAGCGAAACACUCGACUAUCGAGAAGAUCCGAGAUCAACACGACAUGUACAACAUGUACGAGGACCCAGUAUUCUGGAUCUUAUCCGGUGUGAGUGCUAUGGUUCUUUUCCUGAUGGCGGUCGGGACGGGAUACGAUCUUUAUAUAACGAGAAAAUAUACUCGUGGUAGAAACGUGAUUUACGAUUUGGAAAGGCAUGCAAAAUUAGAACAGCUCGCUGUUAGAAAUCAAAAACCAUUGAGUGCGGCAGAAGCUAUCAUCAACGGAUCUCAGCCGUUACCGGUUAAUAACAACAACGAUCACGAAGGUAGUCUACGAUCGGCGAGUCCGGAAGUGCACAAGUUCAGUGUCUUCGAGGAACUCCUACUUUCGUUCUCGGUUCGCGCCAAUGUGAAAAUCAUCUGCGACGAUAAAGUUGGCGGUGACACGAUUAGCACCAUCCACGGUUUGAAAGCGAUAUCGAUGGCCUGGGUUAUCCUCGGUCACACCUGCAUCACCGCCUUCAAGUAUUCCGACAAUAUGGAGUAUCGAAAAGUCGUGGAAAGAAAGUUCCUUUUCCAAACGAUUACCAACGGAGCAUUCAGCGUCGAUACGUUCUUCUUUAUGGGUGGUUUGCUCGUUAGCUUUUUGUAUUUUCGAACAAACGCGAAAGGAGACUUGAACAAAUUGACACAGGGUACACGGGGUUUCAUAGCUGGAGGUCUUAAGUUCAUCGGACUUAUUAUGUACCGAUUCUGUAGACUCACAGCUCCCUACAUGUUUGUUCUUGGCGUUGUACAGAUCGCUAUGAAAUGGUUUUAUUCCAACUCUGUGUUUGAGCCACCAACAGCUGAUCAUUAUAAUUGUCCCAAUUAUUGGUGGAGAAAUCUGCUUUACAUCAAUACAUUGUUCCCAGUCGACCAAAUGUGUAUGAUUUGGAGCUGGUAUGUUGCGGAUGACACGCAAUUCUAUACAGUCGGUGCUGUAAUACUAAUCCUAGCUACCAACCACUUCAAGAUCGCAACCUUCGCGAUGACCACCUUGUUACUCAGUUCCUGGUUAACGACAGGUUACAUUGCUCUGGUGAACAAUCAUAUGCCUAGCUCGGAUGAUCCGUUGGCUUUAUUCGAUAAAAUCUAUGACAAACCAUGGACCAGACUAGGUCCUUACCUCAUAGGCAUGUCGAUCGGAUACUUCCUUUUUAAGACUGAUUGCAAAGUGAAAAUGUCCAAAACGACAGUCGUCGUGGGCUGGCUCCUCUCUUCGGCGUGCCUUUUGAGUUUAUUAUACGGUCUGUACGAGACAGAACUUACUCCUAUAAUGGCAGCCGCUUAUUCCUCGUUAAGUCACAGCAUCUGGGCACUGGGUUUAUCGUGGAUCGUUGUCGCAUGUAGCACAGGCUAUGGAGGAUACGUGAACAAUAUUCUAUCAGCACCGAUUCUGUAUCCAGUUAGCAGGAUAACAUACUGUGCCUAUUUGGUGCAUCCUCUUGUAAUUCGAUUAACAGCUAUGAAUUUGGAUUCACCGUUUCAUUUAGGAAACUAUACUAUGGUAAUGAUUACAUGAGAAGGUUAAUUAAUCCAUCAUUGCUGAACUGAUUUAAUGAUAUCAUUUUCAGAUGAUUACUUUCUUUGGGCAACUCGU